GUUCGAGCUGUUUUGGUUCAUUCCCUACAUAUGAAGGUUUAUGUGCAUCAAUUUGUUCAAUUUUCUUCAAAAUAUCUGGUGGGUAGUUGGUGGUGGGGGUAGUGUCAACAGUUUCUUCAAUAUACUUGAUAUUCAGAAUUUCGGGGGUUUUGAAAGGGUAAAGUAGAGGUAUUAUGGUGUUUUUGGGUGAAAGGCAAGUGAUAGAAGUUUUGACUCAGCUCUUUGGGUGGUUAGUUUUGGGGAAUUUCCUGCUGAUUAGUUGGGGUUAGUGAUAUUAUUUGGUCUGUUUUUGUGGCUCCUGAUUUGGGGUUAGGAUUUACCAUUGAAUCUGAGAAAUGAGGCUCUCUUCUGCUGGUUUUAAUCAGCAAUCGCCUGAAGGGGAAAGGAGAUGUCUCAAUUCUGAACUUUGGCAUGCAUGUGCGGGUCCUCUUGUUUCUCUGCCCGGUGUUGGAAGCCGUGUGGUAUAUUUUCCUCAGGGUCAUAGCGAGCAGGUUGCUGCAUCAACCAACAAGGAAGUGGAUGCUCACAUCCCCAACUACCCAAGCUUACCUCCCCAACUUAUCUGCCAGCUUCACAAUUUGACCAUGCAUGCUGAUGUGGAGACAGAUGAGGUCUACGCUCAAAUGACCUUGCAACCGCUGAGCCCUCAAGAGCAAAAAGAGGCCUUCCUUCCCGCAGAUUUGGGUGCACCCAACAAACAGCCGACAAAUUACUUUUGUAAAACACUGACAGCAAGUGACACAAGUACUCAUGGUGGAUUUUCCGUUCCUCGCCGUUCAGCUGAAAAAGUGUUUCCUCCGCUGGACUUCUCCCAGCAACCUCCAGCCCAAGAAUUGAUUGCAAGGGAUUUGCAUGAUAAUGAAUGGAAAUUCAGACACAUAUUUCGUGGCCAGCCCAAGAGACAUCUUCUUACAACAGGUUGGAGUGUGUUUGUUAGUGCAAAAAGACUUGUUGCUGGUGAUUCGGUCCUUUUCAUAUGGAAUGAGAAAAAUCAAUUGCUUCUUGGUAUACGACGUGCCCAUCGUCCACAGACUGUUAUGCCUUCUUCAGUUUUAUCUAGUGAUAGCAUGCACUUGGGACUUCUUGCUGCUGCUGCUCAUGCGGCUGCGACUAACAGCCGUUUCACCAUAUUUUAUAAUCCUAGGGCUAGUCCGUCAGAAUUCGUCAUACCUCUGGCCAAGUAUGUUAAAGCGGUCUAUCACACACGAGUUUCGGUUGGUAUGCGCUUUCGGAUGCUGUUUGAAACUGAAGAAUCAAGUAUCCGUCGCUAUAUGGGAACCAUAACUGGCAUAAGUGACUUGGAUCCUGUUCGGUGGUCAAACUCGCAUUGGCGUUCAGUGAAGGUUGGCUGGGAUGAGUCUACAGCUGGGGAGAGGCAGCCUAGAGUGUCCCUAUGGGAGAUUGAACCUUUGACCACAUUCCCCAUGUUCCCAUCCCCGUUUCCUUUGAGACUCAAGCGACCAUGGCCUCCAGGAUUACCCUCUUUCAAUGGGAUUAAGGAUGAUGAUCUAGGAAUGACUUCUCCACUUAUGUGGCUUCGUGGAGAUGCUGUAGACCGUGGAAUCCAAUCCCUCAAUUUUCAAGGAAUCGGGGUCACACCCUGGAUGCAGCCGAGACUUGAUGCCUCCAUGAUUGGUAUGCAACCUGACAUUUACCAAGCUAUGGCUGCUGCGGCUGCUCUUCAGGAGAUGAGAGCUGUGGAUGCUUCCAAACAGGCACUUCCAUCGCUUAUGCAAUUCCAGCAACCACAAAGUGGCAGGCUUGCGGCUCUAGUUCAGCCUCAGAUCUUGCAGCAAUCUCAGUCUCAACCAACUUUUCUUCAAAGCAUUCCAGAAAACCAGGCUCAGGCUCAGGCUCAGGCUCUGCAACAUCCAUUGCAGCAUCAGAACUCAUUCAAUCAGCAGCAGCAGCAGCUGUCACGACUACAACAGCAGCAACAGCAUCUGGUUGAUAAUCAGCAGGUCUCAAGUGUUGUACCUGCCUUGUCUCAAUAUGCUUCAAGCUCUCAAGCCCAGUCACCUUCACUGCAAACCAUCUGUUCCAUGCAACAGCAGAGCUUUUCUGACUCUAAUGGGAAUCUGGCAACCAAUCCUAUUGCUUUUCCUCUGCCUGGUCUUUUACAUUCAUUCCCCCAUGAUGAAACAUCUCAGCUUCUCAACUUGCCUAGAUCCAGUCCCUUAGUAUCAUCUGGUGGCUGCCCAACAAAGAGGGUCGCAGUUGAUCCUCUUCUUUCUUCUGGAGGAACACAAUGUAUGCUGCCCCAGGUGGAACAGUUAGGACCACCACAUACAAACAUUUCGCAGAAUACUAUUUCAUUGCCACCAUUUCCGGGAAGGGAGUGCCCCAUUGAUCAAGAAGGGAGCAAUGAUCCCCAAAGCCACCUAUUGUUUGGGGUUAAUAUAGAUUCCUCGUCACUUCUCAUGCAGAAUGGGAUGUCGGGCCUUAGGGGAAUUGGUAGUGAUAGUGAUUCUACCACUAUACCAUUUGCUUCUUCCAAUUUUAUAAAUUCUGCAGGCACUGAUUUUUCACUUAAUCCAGCAAUGACGCCGUCCAGUUGUAUUGUUGAAUCAGGUUUUCUGCAGUCCCCUGAAAACGUGGGGCAAGCAAACCCACCAACCCGGACCUUUGUUAAGGUUCACAAAUCAGGGUCCUUUGGAAGGUCAUUAGAUAUCACCAAAUUCAGCAGCUACAAUGAGCUACGCAGUGAGCUUGCUCAAAUGUUCUGCCUUGAAGGCCAACUGGAGGACCCUCUGAGAUCAGGCUGGCAGCUUGUAUUUGUCGACCGGGAGAAUGAUGUUCUUCUCCUUGGUGAUGACCCCUGGCCGGAGUUUGUAAAUAGCGUCUGGUGUAUCAAAAUACUCUCACCGCAAGAGGUGCAGCAGAUGGGCAAAGAGCUUCUAAACUCAGUCCCAGUUCCGAGGCUUCCAAAUAACAGUUGCGAUGACUAUGCGAGCCGACAAGAAUCAAGAAAUUUGAGCUCUGGGAUCACAUCUGUGGGGUCUCUUGAUUACUGAAACAAUUUAACCAGUUAAGCUACCUUUCUCUCUAUUGUAAUAUUAAUAUUUCUUCCAAUACCUAUAUGGUGGGAAGAAAUGCAUGAUUUUAGCUUGAAGCUUACUUGAAAUCUGAUACUGUAAUUAUGCUAUAUCUUCCUCUUUCUGUGUUAUAAAUUCCAAGCCGUAUUUUGUAGGAUAUUACUGUUUCCUGUAGAUGGCAGUUUUUACUUUCUUGCAAUAUAUUUAUGACAAGCUGAAGUUUAUUCGGACUUUGACAUGACCCUAACUGAUGCAGUUGGCUUGUUAAUUUUAAGUUAAUAAUGCUCGCUUUUUGGAUUUCAAUACCAUGAAUGUUCUUUAGGGGAGAUUUGACAAACUACUAUCUUCCCUGCUCCAAUGGGUUCUUGAUUUUGGGAACAGGUCACACUGCAACAGCUCUAGUUCCUAUGUACUAUGUACUAUAGGUGCAUAUAAUCUUUACUUUACCAU
This is a messenger RNA of Ilex paraguariensis (yerba mate), 3485 nucleotides long. NCBI's taxonomy places the organism in Eukaryota, Viridiplantae, Streptophyta, Magnoliopsida, Aquifoliales, Aquifoliaceae. The record is from the annotation of a GenBank genome assembly.